Messenger RNA from Manis pentadactyla (Chinese pangolin), 3921 nucleotides. RefSeq names its product estrogen-induced osteoclastogenesis regulator 1 (gene EEIG1). Bases 83 to 1291 code for a protein of 402 amino acids. NCBI's taxonomy places the organism in Eukaryota, Metazoa, Chordata, Mammalia, Pholidota, Manidae. The transcript is spliced from 12 exons. The record is from RefSeq and is a predicted model, not a curated record.
GGUGUAGGGAAAGGAAUCCUGGGGAUUUCUGGCUCCCCUCCUUAUUUUGGCCUUCGGGGCUUCAGACUCAGGGAACUUGCUCAUGGCUUUCUUGAUGAAGAAGAAGAAAUUCAAAUUCCAAACCACUUUCACCCUGGAAGAGCUGACUGCAGUCCCCUUCGUGAACGGGGUCCUCUUCUGCAAGGUCCGGCUGCUGGAUGGCGGGGAUUUUGUCAGCUUGUCGUCAAGGGAGGAGGUGCAGGAGAACUGUGUGCAGUGGCGGAAGAGGUUCACCUUCGUGUGUAAGAUGGGUGCCAACCCAGCCACUGGCCUGCUGGACCCCUGCAUCUUCCGGGUGUCGGUGCGCAAGGAGCUGAAAGGCGGAAAGACCUAUUCCAAGCUGGGCUUUGCUGACUUGAACCUGGCCGAGUUUGCAGGCUCAGGCUCCACCGUGCGCUGCUGCCUGCUGGAAGGAUAUGACACGAAGAACACGCGGCAGGACAACUCCAUCCUCAAGGUCACCAUCGGGAUGUUCCUGCUCUCCGGAGAUCCCUGCUUCAAGACGCCGCCAUCCACUGCCAAGUCCAUCUCCAUCCCUGGCCAGGAUUCCUCCCUGCAGCUGACGUGUAAGGGUGGCGGGACCAACAGCAGUGGCCACAGCAGCACCAACUCCCUGACGGGGUCCCGGCCCCCCAAGACCCGGCCCCCCAUCCUCAGCUCAGGGGUGCCUGAGGAGCCCGACCAGAACCUGUCCAGCCCCGAGGAGGUGUUCCACUCUGGCCACUCCCGCAACUCUAGCUAUGCCAGCCAGCAGUCCAGAAUCUCCGGCCACAGCACGGAACACUCGCGCUCCUCCAGCCUCUCGGACCUGACUCACCGCCGCAACACGUCUUCCAGCAGCAGCGCUUCGGGUGGCCUCAGCAUGGCUGUGGAGGGCCCCGAGGGCAGUGAGCACCGGCCCCCCGAGAAGCCACCGCGGCCCCCCCGGCCCCCACACCUGUCCGACCGCUCGUUCCGGCGGAAGAAGGACUCGGUGGAGAGCCACCCGACCUGGGUGGAUGACACACGGAUCGAUGCAGAUGACAUCGUGGAGAAGAUCAUGCAGAGCCAGGACUUUACCGAUGGCAGCAACACUGAGGACAGCAACCUCCGGCUGUUCGUGAGCCGUGACGGCUCUGCCACGCUGAGUGGCAUCCAGCUGGCCAACAGGAUGAUGAUGACUGGUUUGUUCAUUGAACAAAUAUUUAUUGAGCACCGCUGUGGACCAAGCACUGAGCAAGGGUCUCCUCUGGGGUCUACGAGCCAGUCGUGAUUGAAAGCCAUUGAGGAGCGGGUGUCCACACUGGAGAAGGGCCCUGCCAUCAUGGGUGUCCAGACCCGUGUCAUUCCGCAAGGGACCUUCUCCUUUGGGUCACCAUCCGCACCGCAUCUCAUCUGUGCGUCCUCCAUGCGCUGCAGCCCCACUCCUGCCCCACAGCAUCAUUCCAUUGCCCUCCCAUCCAUGCCAGGACCCUCCUGGCCUGCCAGGCCCUGGGCACCACUGUGAAUAUUUUCCUCUGAACCACUAUGGGGCAGGACACACGGGCCCAUGAAGCAGAUGGACGAGACUGAUGGCCAGGACUACCCUGCUGGAGACCACCUGGCCUCUCGGCGGACAUAUGCAUGGGGGUGCUGUGGCUGAGGGGCCUCUUGCCCUGUGUCCCUGCCCCCUCCAGGAGCACUGGCUCAGCCAGACCUUGGGGUGGCCUGUCCACCCCAGCGUCCUGCCAUGUGGCUCUGACUGCUUAGUGCUUCAGCUGUCCCUUCUCUGUGUCCUGGGGGACCCGCUGGCGGCCUCCUCCUGGAGCCAAGACCUCAGACCCACCCACACUCCACAUUAAGACCCCCUCCCCCAACGAAUGUUCUCCUGCUGCCCUGGCAGCCUGCUCUUUGCACAUGCUUGUCCAGCACAGCCCCUGGCCUUCACCUGCCCUUCCUUGAGCCCUUCCCAGGAGUGCUGGGUGCUGCCUGCUGUGCAGUCGGUGCCCGGCUCUUGCAGCCCGGCUGGAACGUGGCACUGCCUCUCCUCCUGUUAGCUCCAGCCCAGGCCUGAGACCCACCCUGAGAAAGGUCUUUGCGUCCACAGUGGUUCGCCUCUGCCCAGGGCUGGGUCCUGAGCAGCUGGUUUCUCGUAGGUAGCCAGAGAAGGUGUCUUCCGAGCCCUUGGAGGUGAGGGCCUGGGCUUGGCAAGCAAAGCCCCCUCUCUCUCCUCAGGGUCAGCUGGCCCAGGGUCAGUGCUGGAGGGGCAGGCAGGCUGUGACUGGACCGGCCUGGAGCUGGCUUCCUGGCCAGAAGAGCCCCAGCCCUCCUCUGAAAUCAUGCCCCUCUCUGGGUGAGGGCGAGGUGGGGUCCUUUCACGGGGUUUCCUGGUGGGGAGCAGUCUGGCCCUGCCCGCCCCCCACCCCUGCCCCUCGGUAAAGCCUCUGCUCUGAGCACUUUCCCCCGCCCCAUCUUCCUUACUUGCUUGAAGGUGGGUUCUGGCUGGCAGCCAGUCUCCAGACAGAUCCCUUGCCACUCUUAAAUUUCAUUCAUUUUGUAUAAACCCGGCAGGCUGGGGUUUACAACCCUGUACCUUUUUUAUUUUCUUUUAAUUUCUGAUUCCUCCUUCCUUCCUUUUUAUUGAAUUCAUAUUUUGGCAUUUUCUCCUCCCCCAGGCGAGGGGAGGUGGUUCUGUUCCUACCCGCCCCGCUGGCCGGGUCUCAGUCGGGCUGGGGAUCUGACUGGGGGCCAGGAUACUGGUUCUCUUUCUGGUAGGGGUGUGGGUAGGAGUGAGGGUGUCCUCCCCAGGCUGGGAGGGGUCCUUGCCUUCUGCUCCAGCUGGUGAGACUUGGAAUCUUUGUCUUGGAACCUCCUGGCAUUGGGACCAGAGCGUUUCUAGGAUUUGUUGUUUUUAAUCACCUCUUUUUGAAAAUGAAUGUGAGAAGGUGCCUGCUGAGGCAGGACAGAGCAUUUGUUCUGGCUGGAGAAGGUUCUGGUCAGCUCUGUGGGUCCCUUCCUGCCCUGCAAACACCUGGCACUUUAAAAGGGAGCUGGUCGCACUGUCCCCAGAUGAAGUGACACCCAGAAAACGGGAGAGUGCUUUCCUUCCGUGUCUGCACGACCUCAGCCCAGGGCGUAGGUACAUUCAGGGUGUACUCGGGGUCUGAUUCUAAGUUCUGGGGCUUCAGGCAUAAAACAACUGGCUCUGCUGCUGUUGGGGAGACUCCCCCAAACCAGGAACCUCAGCCCCACCCAAGACGAGGUCUGAGCUUGACUGUCACCUCAGAAAGAGACAGAGCCUGCCACAUCCUCCCACACUAUGCCCUGGGGCAAGGUAAUGGGACUGAGAAUUUGGCCACAACCAAAUUAAGCUGGAGCCAGAGGCCUGGAGCCCUGGCCUCAACCUCACAGGGAGCCCUUUCUUUGGCCCUCUGGUCCCAAGCUCAGUGAAUUCCCAUUAGGUGCCCACAGCUCUUGGAUUUAAAAUUCUAUAUAUAGAGAUAGAAAGAAUAUAUUAGAGGUAUUUUUGGAAAGGAAUUGGUCUAUGCAAUGCAAGUUUGGAAUCUUCUUGAAAGACAGUUUAACGUUUUUACUAGGAAAUUUAAAGAAAAGGUCUACAAUAUUUUUAGGUUAUUUUGUUUCCUGUCACCCCACAAACUGGUCACAUGGCACGAUCUGCUAGGAUGGAGAAUGCUCUCCUCUCUCUUCAGGGGGGUGGGGGGAGGUCUUUUUUUUGUUUAAUUCCCCUCCUUUCUAACAGAAUGUUGCCCCCUCAUCCCCACCCCUCCAAUUCAGUGGGCUGUGUUUGUAUCUCUGUUCCAGCUUAUAUUGUAGAAAAUAACAUUGUAAGGGGAAAUCAGCCUAGUGUCAGUGUCUUGGUUUGGGGGAAAAAAUUAAAUGUUGCAGUUUUUGUUUGUUGUGGCA